Molecule: messenger RNA, 1137 nt
Organism: Hyposmocoma kahamanoa
Lineage: Eukaryota; Metazoa; Arthropoda; Insecta; Lepidoptera; Cosmopterigidae
Product: alpha-(1,3)-fucosyltransferase C-like
Exons: 4
Coding region: 1-1137 (378 amino acids)
Cellular component (GO): membrane
Molecular function (GO): alpha-(1->3)-fucosyltransferase activity
Source: RefSeq, a predicted model, not a curated record
AUGCCUAGAUUGUCAACAAGAUAUAUUAGAAUAAUCACUCAUAUGUUCUAUCUAUUAAUGUUCAGUUAUUUAGUUUCUCAAAGAUCUGAAAAGAUCAUAAAAAUCAAACGCAUCGACCGUUUUAUAGUGGACAUGAAACAUAUUCUUCUCUGGACGCGAUUACACACUUUUAAAGACGGUCAAAAAGAGUUUAUUGAUCAUAAGUGUGAUUUUAUCAAUUGUUAUUUGACGGUAAAUAGAAGUUUGUUUAGCGAUUUAAGGUACUUUGACGCCAUUGUUUUCAAUGUACAAGACGUUAGUAGAGAUGCCGGCGAUUUGCCGAGUACAAGAAGUUUGAAUCAGAAAUAUAUCUUCGCAGCAAAUAAUUCGGCUGACAAUUAUCCAGUUUGUGAUCAUAGAUACGAUGACUUUUUUAAUUGGUCCUGGACCUACAGGACAGACUCUACAAUCGUAUACCGAUUCAUUUCUACAUUCAAUCUCCAUGGAGAAGAGUUAGGAAAUCAUUUACAAUGGUUGGAAGAUAUGGAUCCACUGGACAAUUUUCAGAAGACACAAUUUGCAUCAAAAUCCAUAGCGGCUGCAAUUAUUAUGGACAACUGCGUGUCCAACAGUGGAAGAGAAGUUUACGUAAAUAAACUUUCGCGUCACCUAGCCGCAUACAACCUUACAGUAGAUGUGUACGGCAAAUGCGGCAACAACAAAUGCAAACGAAGAAAUAUGCAACCAUGCCACUGGCGCAUUAGAAAGAAUUAUUACUUCUACUUAGCAUUUGAAGACUCGAUAUCUGUGGAUUAUAUUACUACUGAAGUUCUUUACGCGUAUGAUAAUAAUGCUGUGCCAAUAGUUUACGGUGGUGCAACUUAUGAGGAAUUCCUGCCACCAAACUCGUAUCUAGAUGGAACGCAGAUGUCAGAAGGAACGUUAGCUGAAAGGAUGUACGCCGUGAUAACUGAUCCUGAACUAUAUUACGAUUUCUUUCGCUGGAAAAACCAUUACUCCAUACGGUCAUCACUUGUGUUAAAUCCUUGUCGUUUAUGCCAAAUUAUGAACAGCAAAUAUUUAGUGGGACAACGGCCCAGUUAUAAAGAGUUUAGGAAAUGGUGGAACGAUAAUUAUCUUCAAAGAUGUGAAAGCUAA